Molecule: messenger RNA, 4284 nt
Organism: Molossus molossus (Pallas's mastiff bat)
Lineage: Eukaryota; Metazoa; Chordata; Mammalia; Chiroptera; Molossidae
Gene: GABRA1
Product: gamma-aminobutyric acid type A receptor subunit alpha1
Exons: 10
Coding region: 313-1686 (457 amino acids)
Biological process (GO): gamma-aminobutyric acid signaling pathway; regulation of postsynaptic membrane potential; monoatomic ion transmembrane transport
Cellular component (GO): GABA-A receptor complex; dendrite membrane; synapse
Molecular function (GO): GABA-gated chloride ion channel activity; benzodiazepine receptor activity; GABA-A receptor activity
Source: RefSeq, a predicted model, not a curated record
CUAUUUCACAUCCGGUUUGCCCUGGGACGUAUUACUACUGUCUUGGUAAAGAGAAAUCUUUUGUUGUAUAGCCGCGGAUUGGAUUUGGGGGAGCAAAUUGGGGUGUGAAACCCUCGGCAGAGGAGCACGCAGAGUCCAUGAUGGCUCAGACCGAGUGAGUGAGAGGCUGGCGAGGACGCCCCUCUCGCUGGGAGCGCGGACGCGCGCGGACUCCAGCUGGCGCCGGGCUCUGCACGGCUCUCGCUCUCGCACACUUUUCCCGGGUCUGGACCGAUCCUGUGCCCAGAGGGGGCCUGAGCUGCACAGCCCGCGAUGAGGAAGAAAAGCCUGGGUCUCUCUGACUGUCUCUGGGCCUGGACCCUCCUUCUCAGCACGUUGACUGGAAGAAGCUAUGGACAAACCUCCCUACAAGAUGAACUUAAAGACAAUACCACAGUCUUCACCCGCAUUUUGGACCGACUCCUGGAUGGUUAUGACAAUCGCCUAAGACCGGGAUUGGGAGAGCGGGUCACGGAAGUGAAGACCGACAUCUUCGUCACCAGUUUCGGACCCGUUUCGGACCACGAUAUGGAAUAUACAAUAGAUGUAUUUUUCCGUCAAAGCUGGAAGGAUGAGAGGUUAAAAUUUAAAGGACCCAUGACAGUUCUCCGGUUAAAUAACCUAAUGGCGAGUAAGAUCUGGACUCCAGAUACUUUUUUUCACAAUGGAAAGAAGUCAGUGGCUCACAACAUGACCAUGCCCAACAAACUCCUGAGGAUCACGGAGGAUGGUACCUUGUUGUACACCAUGAGGCUGACAGUGAGAGCUGAAUGCCCAAUGCAUUUGGAGGACUUCCCUAUGGAUGCCCAUGCCUGCCCACUAAAAUUUGGAAGCUAUGCGUACACGAGAGCAGAAGUUGUUUACGAGUGGACCAGGGAGCCUGCACGCUCAGUGGUGGUAGCGGAAGACGGGUCGCGCCUCAACCAGUACGAUCUUCUUGGACAAACGGUAGACUCUGGAAUCGUUCAGUCCAGCACAGGAGAAUAUGUGGUUAUGACUACUCACUUCCACCUGAAAAGAAAGAUUGGCUAUUUUGUUAUUCAAACAUACCUGCCUUGCAUAAUGACCGUCAUUCUGUCUCAAGUCUCCUUCUGGCUCAACAGAGAGUCCGUACCAGCAAGGACUGUCUUCGGAGUGACAACUGUGCUCACCAUGACCACGCUGAGCAUCAGUGCUAGGAACUCCCUCCCCAAGGUGGCCUACGCCACCGCCAUGGACUGGUUCAUCGCCGUGUGCUAUGCUUUCGUCUUCUCCGCUCUGAUCGAGUUCGCCACCGUGAACUAUUUCACCAAGAGAGGAUAUGCCUGGGACGGCAAAAGUGUGGUUCCAGAAAAGCCAAAGAAAGUGAAGGAUCCUCUCAUUAAGAAAAAUAACACUUACGCUCCAACAGCAACUAGCUACACCCCUAACAUGGCCAGGGGUGACCCUGGCUUAGCCACCAUCGCUAAAAGUGCAACUAUAGAACCAAAAGAAGCCAAGCCAGAUGCAAAACCUCCAGAACCCAAGAAAACCUUUAACAGUGUCAGCAAAAUUGACCGGCUGUCAAGAAUAGCCUUCCCGCUGCUAUUUGGGAUCUUUAACUUGGUCUACUGGGCGACGUAUUUAAACAGAGAGCCCCAGCUCAAAGCGCCCACCCCGCAUAAAUAGGUCCUUUUCUUCGCAGUCUGCUGGUCGGUCCUCUGCAAUGGAAAUUGCUUUUUGUUCUCAACGCAGUGAUUCCCAUCUGCUUUAUUGCCUCUCUUAAAGGAUCUGAAGGUUUCCUUAUUUCCAUAAUUCAUACAACAGACCCCUGUCCAGCAGUCCAGAGCAGAGUACACAGCUGAGGGACAGGAUUCUGAGAGAGAGAGAGAGAGAGAGAACAAGAGAGCAAAAAAUCCCAACAGAAGGAGACAGAAGGAAAGACAGAGGGAAGAAGGGGGACGUAGUUUCAAAGACAGGAGGAAAAGUGGAAGGAAAAACUUAACUAUAACUCUAGAUCAUUUGUAGAUAUAUAUUUCCAAAUAUUCUAAAUAAAUAAAAAAGAAGAUACUGUAUAUGUCAAAAAUAUUUUUAUGUGAAGGUGUUUAAAAGAAUAAAUUACUAAUGUUUCAUGAAGAAAAUUUUCAAAGAAUCUAUGUCUUUAUUGCACAAACUAUGGUGUGCUUACAUUCUUGUUUGUUUUUUAAACUGAUGUAUACCUUUAACAUUUUUGUUUACAAAGCUAAAGACCCUGAUUCUUUCUCCUUUACAGAUGCCCAACGUGUUAUUUUGUUGCUAAAUGCUAUUUUAAAGUUCACAGAAAUUGCAUAUGUAAAGGAGCAGUUCCCUGUAGAGCACAUUUAACCCAACGGAGAGAAAUGCUCUAAGAAGGGGGUUUCAGCAUCAUCUGCACUUUUACCACUAGACUUGAUGGGGAAUCAUUUUAACAAUGAUAUACACGCAACAUACAGCAAAAGAUCGGAAAAUUAAAUAAAAUAACUUUAAAAGAUUCCCUUUCUCAUCAUGUCUAUUUCCAGAUAGCACAUGGGUCCAAACAUCACUUCACUCUCAUCAUAAAGCUGUUUGGGAGGGGCAAAAAUAUUUUGCAAGCUCUAGAAUUGUUGAAUGUAUUCUUUUAUAUAACAGUACAUUAAAAGCUUUAGAUCGAAAUUUAUGACUAGUGAACAAAAAAUAGAAUAUAUAAAUUAUAUAUGUAAAUAUACAGCAUGAGAUUGUACAUUUUUUACUUUUUUUAAGGUUGUGUUCUUAAAAUAUUGUGUAAGACUCACCGCUCUUAGCUGUUAGAAUGUUGUCAAGUGCUAUGGAAAUACCUUUAGAGCCUGCAUUUAAGAUCUGAACAGCUUGUAGAAAUCAGAUGGGACUGCAAAUAUAUGGGUACAAAGUUCACUUACAUUGAGAAAACAUCAUUUCCUACUGCUGUCCAGUGUACGGUAGUUAAUCAGUUGCUGUCUGCUCCAGUCCAGCUACGUUUCCCUAAAUUAGGCUCUUGUAAUAUAAGAAAGAAAAUGGAAACGCAUUAGUGAGAGCUAGAACAAUCAACUGUGUAUUCCUGCUAUCUCCGCUGAUACCAACUGUUUCAAUAAGUGUUGUACCAUAUGUAGCACCAAAUAUAAAAAUACAUGAAAGAAUGUACAGGAAAUAGCUUUUAUUGAGUAAUAUUAUUACAUUUCAUUUAUACUGUAGCAAUAUAUUUGUAGGUAUACUAUGUAAGGGCUUUAACUACAAGAGGUUCAUUAAUACUCCCUGUGAAAGUUCUAGUCUGUUUCAUUACCUCCCAGAUAUUUUAGAGAUAAAUAUUUAUGCAGAAGGUAUUUUUGAAGUCUCCUUUUGUCUCAUAGAGUUUCAGAGAUAUUUAAAAUUUGCAUCCAGAACCCACAGGUCAUGGUUAGGUCAUGGUCUAAGAAACCCGCUUAGAAUGCUACAACAUAAACCUGUCAGCAUAAUAGCCAAAUAGGAUGGUUGGGAUCCAUUCCCAGGUUGGGAACAACGUUUUUCUCCAAAAGCUGCUAUCCAAUGAUGUAGGAAAAUACACUACGUUUUCCUAAACAAACUCUGGUUUUCUUUUUAAAUGUGCUUUAUUGUUUGAUUUGGUCCUGCCUAAAUUCCAUGAGCUAGGCCAAGAAAGGCUGAACCAAGGAUGUUCAUCCUCUGGUAUCUUGUGUAGAUAUCAUGUAUAGAAAAUAAAAUAAAAUAUGGCUCUAACUCCUGUGUUGCUGUUUAUCUUGUUCUUUUUCAGCGUUGAUCUAACGUGUUUAUUAAGAGCAUUUUCUCUUCCAGACUCGUCAUGACUAACAUUUGGUCUGUAGUUUGCUCAUUAGAUGUGAAAAUUUCUUAUUAGUCUGCUUUCUGCUAUGCAAUGACUGCAUUCCUAUCAUUUCUUAGUUUGUUAGUACAUGUGGAUAGUAUUCUAUUGUAUUAAUUGAUUGCAUAACUUAUCAAAGACAAAUUAUUCUAUGUAGCUUUUCUACAGUGCUUUGCUCACCCAUGUAAUACUAGUUAAGUCUUCCUUGAAAAUAAAGUUACACUCUUAUAGAGGACAGUUCCUGUUUCCUCCCAGGAAUAUUUUUUAAAAGAUGACACUGAAUGUUUAUUGCACAUUAGUGCAGUGAGUGGCAAUAAAACCUAACAUGAAUCGAGGUUGUUUAUGGCAGAUGCAUGUAUUGCUUUACAGAGUUUAGCAAAAGCUCUUAAUUUUAUGUCAUACUGUAUUCUAUUAUAAUAAUAAAGCUAACAGUAUUCAAUAACAAGACGGGAUGCUUGAGUCUC